Paramuricea clavata is the source of this 3674-nucleotide messenger RNA. Lineage: Eukaryota; Metazoa; Cnidaria; Anthozoa; Malacalcyonacea; Plexauridae. The record is from the annotation of a GenBank genome assembly.
AUGGCGGAGCAGCUAUUGAACCGUUUAAUAAAUGCAGUUGAAAAUAUUAGAUCUGCAAAUAAUGGCACCGGAACUAAUCAAAACCGUGAAAGGAAUGAAUCAGUGGAGAGUGAAAUAAAUCACUUGUUUCCUAGCGUUGCUUCAGUGAGACAAAACAACCAGUCAAGUUUGUCCCAAUCGUCUGUGACUACCAGCAGAUUAGAUGCUGAUCCUGACCGUGUAGCGCGAACAAAUACGUUCAACCCAACACAGAAUUAUAGAGCUUCUAAAAGCAGAAAAAAACAGUCGUCCAAUCGAAGUCAGAAACGAAAACGUGAUGAAUGUGAGAAGGGAAACAGUUCCAAAUCGGCCAUUCUCAAAGAUGUCAUUAUGUUACCAUCGCCUGACAUAAAGGUCGUGCCUCGGGGUUGGAAAAGAGAAAAGCUGUACGAAAAAAUGUUUGCCGUUUCAGCUGUGGAAAUUCACGAAAGUAUGAGCGAAGGCGAUGUAAGGCAAAUUUUUAACAACAUUUAUGAAAAGAAAAUCGCUGGCCUUUCAGAGCCGAAGUUCAAUUUCGUCAGAGCAGUUGGCAACAAAAUCAUAGAUCCAGGCUGCAAGUCCUAUGAUGGAAAGGUGAUCAAGUACCUUUCAAAACAAGGGCCAAUAUACAUCAGAGCAACACAGAACAUUUCUUCAGGAUUACAAAUUCUAAACGAGAAUGAGCACACGUCUGAUGAAAGCAAUAGUGAUGAUAAUGGCGAAGAACAGUCAGUUGCAGGGCCAAGCCCACGGCCCCAUGAUGAAGCACACACCGAAGGUGACGGGAUUGAAGAAGCUGAUGAAAAUAGUGAUGAUGAUGUGCUGUUUGUCUCAGCAUUUGGAUCCAAUGAUGAUGCACCUGUGCUAAUGAAUGAAACCUUCCCUGUCACAUUGGUUAACUGCCCAACAUGCACCAUGUCCUUUCCUUCGGAUGAAAUUGCUGAGCAUGCAGAUAGGUGUGCAGAUGCUGCUGAAGGGCUCUUGCAAAGCCAAGUAACAUAUGGAAGCCUUAUGAUGCAGGAGAUGGAUAUACCUGAAGUAGUUUUUGAAUCAUCUUCUAAUGAUGGAAGUGCAACAACCAUUGUGGAAUGCCUGGCUACUCUGAGAAGAAAUGUCAAGGAAGAAAUUACAAAAAUUUAUGUGAGAAGAAAGCGAUUAUGGGAGGACUUUGUACAUGUCACUAAAAGUUGUAAAUGGUUUCAGCCCCAAAACAACAUCAAAGUUAUCUUUAUUGGAGAGCCAGCAAUUGAUGAUGGUGGGCCAAAACGAGAAUUUUUCACUGGUAAGUAUUAUCCCUUUCAAAAAGCUUAUGGCACUUAUUGAUACACAUGCUGUCAAAAGAAUUGAGUUGGGACACUUGACUCAUUGCCCUAAUUCUCCCCCAAUGUCCUUGUAGUCCGAAAUUGACUUAUAGUUCAGGUUCGAUAAUUGUGAUUUUAUCAGAUCACUUACAUAGAUCUAGACAGGCAUUUAUUCACUUUCAUCAUAGGAGUAAUAUUUCUGUUCCUAGGUAAUCACUAAAUAAGCCAUCAUAUGAAAAUGACACCCAAUUGCUAUAAUAAUGUAAUUAUAAUUAAUUUUCAGUAUUAUAAAUUCAUUUUAGAGACUUUGGAUCAGAUGAAGAUUCGUCUAUUUUGUAAUGGAGUGCCUGUCGCAAGCACCAUAUCAUUAACUGAAGGCCUGUUUAAAGCUGCUGGUUUGUUGAUGGCAUGUAGUAUUGUGCAAGGUGGUCCUGCUCCAAAUUUUAUGAGCCCAUGGGUUUAUGAUUACUUGGCAUUUGGUCUACAUCAUGUUCCCCUUAAUCCUGAUGACAUUGAAGACAUUUCAGUAAAAAAUGUAGCUAAUCAGGUGAGACUAUGUUGCAUUCCUGAUACAUCAUACUGAAAAAAAAAAGAUAAAAUAAAAAUAUGUAUAUAAAAAAAUAUGUACCCAAAAAAAGAUAAAAUUGUGUUGUGCUAAAGAAAGGCAAGAUGAUCACCUGCAAAACAAUUCAUUUGCCUACAGUAGGUUCAGUCCCUUAAUUAAUGAAAAUUGCAUGGGCUUAAUGGAUGAAUGAACUUUGCAAGUAAUUAUUAUCUUCUAGAUUUCCAAUGCUAGUUCGGACCAGGAAUUGCAAGAGACAUUGUGCAAAGAUGAAAUUCUUAUGGUUUUAAGUUCGGUUGGUUAUAGAGGCAUACCUUCCCGUGAAUCUCUUGCCAACAAAGAUAAAUUGGUCAGGUAUCAGUUUCCAUUUAAUGCCAUAGAUCUGUAACUAUCUUCAAUCAAGUUUACAUUGCUAACAAUAAUAACCUUUUAACUGGCAGUACCCUACCACUGACGAGUAAAAUCGUCUGGCGUUAGACAGAGUAAAAUCGUCUGGCGUUAGACAGAGUAAAAUCGUCUGGCGUUAGACAGAGUAAAAUCGUCUGGCGUUAGACAGAGUAAAAUCGUCUGGUGUUAGACAGAGUAAAUACUAAAAGUAGGGCGCAUUGCCAGUUCAUGGGUUAAAGUUAGUACUCAUUACUGGUCUUUGGACGUUGUGCAGUUCAACAUAUGAAACUGAUUUUGGUUGGUCAAUUGUCAAAACCUCAAAUUGUUCUUUUCAUCUAGCACUGUGAUGUUGAAUGAUGUUGUUAAAUGAAAGAAAAACUUUCCUUUUUUUUCUCAAUAUCACCACACUUAACUUCAUAAUAGUUAGGUUGUUGUGAGUACACAUUAGACCAGGAUUGGUAUCUUAAAAUAUAAACGAAACAGGUUAUUAAUUCAAAAUGUAAUUAAAAUUUAAUUUAGAUCAAUUUGUGUAAAAGAGUUGUUAGCUCCAAGGAUACCUGUCCUCAAGGAUCUGGAAGAAGGUCUGCAGCACUUCGACCUUCUCUGUAGUAUGAAGAACCAUCCUGCGCUGUUCAAACAAUUGUUUACUCCAAGUUCUAUUUAUGAGAUCUCAGCACAUACCUUCCUGGAUGGACUCCUUGUCAUGUAUAGUGCCCAGCAGGCACUGAAAGAAAAAGAGGAAGAUAUUUUUAAAUAUUUCACUGAUUUUAUUCUUACUCUUAAACAUGGGGGUAUUUGCUUGUAUUUGCUUUAUAAUAUUAUAGUUAUUAAUUGUUAGCUUCAGGAUGGCAAAUGCUUAAGCUGUUAAGCUCUACAUUCGAUAAAAGACCGGCAAACCAGUUAUUUUAGCAACUAAACUAAAGUUUGUGAACCUGAGCAAUCAAUUUGCAACUGCAUGUUUAUUACAGAAAUUAACGCAGUUCAAGCUAUUGUAAAUGAGUUUUGCCCAACUGUCCCCUGUUGCUGUCGCGUUGUUUUAUGUUUGAAGUCAAAAGUGUUUUUAAGUAAGUAAGUUAAAUUAAUGAAAGUAAAAGUAAGUAAAAGUAAGUUAAAUUAAUGAACUUUUAUUUUUAUCUCUUAUACUAGGAAUUGAUGAAGCACCUGAUUUAUCACUCAGACAUGUGGUUAAGUUUGUUACUGGAACAUAUCAGAUGCCUCCCAUUGGGUUUCCCUCGCGAAUUAAAAUCAAAUUCCUCCAUGGCUGUGCAGUUGGAUGCAAGUGCAGACCUGUAUCAUCAACGUGCUCCUUAACACUUACUUUACCAGUACAUUUAUGCCGCUCUGAAGAACUUGGGGAUCUGCUUAUUUCAGCUCUAACCGAAUGCUGUGGAUUUGACAAGGUUUAA